Juglans microcarpa x Juglans regia is the source of this 903-nucleotide messenger RNA. RefSeq names its product ras-related protein RABC1-like. Gene Ontology annotation, molecular function: GTPase activity; GTP binding. The record is from RefSeq and is a predicted model, not a curated record. Bases 5 to 649 code for a protein of 214 amino acids. The transcript is spliced from 6 exons. NCBI's taxonomy places the organism in Eukaryota, Viridiplantae, Streptophyta, Magnoliopsida, Fagales, Juglandaceae.
AUAUAUGAUGGAUACGGCGUCGUCUUCGAGUCCGGCGGAGUUCGAAUAUCUUUUCAAGUUGUUGAUGAUCGGGGAUUCCGGGGUUGGGAAGAGCACGCUCCUCUUGAGCUUCACUUCCAAUACUUUCGAGGAUCUCUCUCCUACCAUUGGUGUGGACUUUAAGGUGAAACAUAUUACUAGGGGAGGAAAGAAGUUGAAGCUGGCGAUUUGGGACACAGCUGGACAAGAAAGGUUUAGAACUCUAACUAGCUCAUAUUACAGAGGAGCUCAAGGAAUAAUAAUGGUGUAUGAUGUGACAAGACGAGAAACUUUUACAAAUCUGUCUGAUAUAUGGGCUAAGGAAAUUGACUUGUACUCAACCAAUCAAGAUUGCAUCAAGAUGCUUGUUGGCAACAAAGUUGAUAAGGAAGGUGAAAGGGUUGUCAGCAAAAAAGAGGGUAUUGACUUCGCUAGAGAAUAUGGAUGCCUUUUCUUGGAAUGCAGUGCUAAAACUCGAGUCAAUGUGGAGCAAUGCUUUGAGGAGCUUGUAUUAAAGAUUUUGGAGACACCCAGUCUCUUGGCCGAGGGCUCAGCUGGGGUAAAAAGGAACAUCUUCAAACAGAAACCUCCACCAUCUGGUGCUGCCGCUAGUAGCUGUUGCUCUUGGUGAUUGUUCUCUGAUGUUUCUCGCAAACACUCCCCCUCCAAAUAGUAUUUCAUUUUUACCUUUUCCCCUGCUUGAUCUAAAAUAUUCACAUGUAGUUCAAAAGAUAGUAAUGCCCAUAGUGACUUGUAUUCCCUUUUACAGAUCAUGAGUUAUUUUUGUACCCCAUCUCCCAUUUACAACUACAUUCCCAUUCUCUCUGCAGAUCAUGGUUCUUAGUCACUGUUUUCCUCUGAAAUAAGAAGUGUGCCAUUCCAAUA